AUGCCUCCUUAUAAAGCAUUGUAUGGUAGAAAAUAUAGAACCCCCUUAUGUUGGGAUGAAGUCGGAGAAAGAAUAUUGAUUGGCCUAGAGAUUGUGCAGCAGACUAAGGAGAAAAUUAAAAUCAUUCGGGAUAGACUAAAGGUUGCAUCUGACUGGCAGAAAUCGUAUAUGGAUUUGAAGAGACGAGACAUUAAGUACAAUGUAGGUGAUAAACUGUACAGGUUUGAUCCUUCACAUGUAUUGCCAUUGGAGUCAAUUGAAGUCAACCCAGAUCUCACAUAUGAUGAAAAAUCCAUAGCAAUUCUAGAAAGGGGGGUGAAGCAGUUGAGGAACAAGCAAAUUCCCUUGGUGAAAGUACUAUGGCGAAAUCAUUCUGGAGAGGAAGCCACUUGGGAGUGUGAAGAAGAUGUUAGGAGGCAGUAUCGACAACUACUCAGAGACACAUAA
This is a messenger RNA of Hevea brasiliensis (rubber tree), 447 nucleotides long. RefSeq lists its product as uncharacterized. Lineage: Eukaryota; Viridiplantae; Streptophyta; Magnoliopsida; Malpighiales; Euphorbiaceae. The record is from RefSeq and is a predicted model, not a curated record. The coding region runs from base 1 to 447 and encodes 148 amino acids. The transcript is spliced from 2 exons.